ACCACAGAGACUGAACAUUCCUCUGUAGGCGCGGUGGACUUUCUCGAGCGGCAGGUUGUUUCGAGUGGGCUGAAAAAACACCCCCAUAAAAAAAAAAGAGCUGGUUUAUCGGCCGUUGUCAGCGGGGCCAAUGACGCCGCUCGCUUGCCGCAGCGACAGUAGCCGUUAGCCGCAGGUGGACGUGGACUUGGGGGACACCGUGGGAAAUGGACCGCGAGGAACAAUCAGUGUCAACCGGCUCGACUUCAGGGAGUGUGACGGACUGAUUUGGAGUUUCAUUUCAGUGGGUUUGACCAUGGAGGGCUGCUGGCACUGGUGCCACCGCAGGUGUGUGUGCUGUCUGUCCGAGGAGGAGAAGACAAACAUGGCUGUGGACAAAGAGAUCAAGAGGAUCCUCAAGCAGCAGAAGAAGAAGGAGAGAAGGGAAAUUAAAAUCCUCCUGCUGGGUACCGGUGAGAGCGGGAAAACCACCUUCAUCCGACAGAUGAGGAUCAUCCACGGACGAGGCUUCUCAGAGGAGGAGAGGAGGACCUUUGCCAAAUGCAUCUUCCAGAACAUUCUCACAGCCAUGAAGGCCAUGACAGGAGCCAUGACCUCUCUCAGAAUCCCCUACUUCAACCCAGAGAACGAGAUCUACGCCAAGUGGCUGCAGGACAUCAACACAGUGCACGUCAGCCAGCUGGAGCGAGGCUACGUGGACGCAGUCCGCCGCCUCUGGUCAGAUUCGGGCCUCCGGGUCUGUUACAGCCGGCGCUGCGAGUACCAGCUCCUGGACUCCACGGAGUACUACAUGAGUAACCUGGACCGCAUCUCCGCCCCGGACUACAUCCCCACAGAACAGGACGUGCUGCGAGUUCGAUUCCCCACCACGGGCAUCCACGACUACUCCUUCACCAUCAAGACCAUCACACUAAGGAUCGUGGACGUGGGCGGUCAGAAGUCAGAGCGUCGGAAGUGGAUCCACUGCUUUGAAGACGUCACCUCCCUCAUCUUCCUGGCCUCCCUGAGCGAGUACGACCAGGUCCUGGAGGAGAAGGAUACCAUUAACCGUAUGCAUGAGAGUCUGGCUUUGUUCUACACCACCAUCCAUUCCCCUUGGUUCUUCAACACCUCCAUCAUCCUCUUCCUCAACAAGACUGACAUCCUGACAGACAAAGUGCAGACCUCUGACCUGCAGAAAUACUUUCCAAGCUUCACAGGGAAGAGGCGUGACCCCGAGGACGCCAAGAACUACAUCUGCAAGUUGUACGAGCAGCAGGCCGUCAACCACGACAACAGGGACGAGUGGAAGACUCUGUACCCGCACUUCACCUGCGCCACAGACACCAACAACAUCCGCAGGGUCUUCAGCGACAUCAAGGACACGGUGUUGCUCAAGUCUCUCAGGGACUACGGAGUCAUCUGAGGAAAACGAGGGUUCUGGACUCCGCCUGCACGCCUCACUUCCACUGGCGAAGGCCAAAAUGUCACUUCUUUUUCUAGGAUUUUAUUUUUUCUGAGGCAAAAAUCUGACCAUCGUCCAUCCUCCAUGCUUCUGUCCCCUCCUCCUCCUCCUCCGGCUCCUCUUCUCCCUCAUCAAGUCUUAUUGAAGGAGGACGGUGGAGAACAAAAUGCCAAGUUCGUACUCAUCUCUCAUCUCUCACCUCCACCACCCCACUCUCUCCUCCUCUUCCUCUCAAGUAGAAAACAUGAAGACGUUUAGGGAGAUUGGGAGAGACUACUCGACUUAAGUGACUUCUGAUCAGGGAGCGACGAAGCAGUAUACCCCCCCCCCCUCUCUAUUUUGAGUGUUUGGUUGUGCAAUGACUGAAUUGAACCGUAAGCCGAGGCAGAGAUGCUAUGAAGUACUCGGCUGCCAUUAACGGAGUAAUUACUUUUACAAGUGUUUGGAUACACCAACCUGCCACUCACAUUUCAUUUGGGUCCACCAGGUACACUUGGGUUCAAACAUAAACUGUAAACGCAAACACGUUUUCUAUUAUGUAACAUGAAUGGCAAUACAUGAGUUACAAUCUACUGCACCAUUUAUUAUCAGACAUCCUGAAUUGGGGGAUUUUUCUAUCUGCGAUCAACGUCAACACGGAGUCUUCGUCAGAGAGCCUAAAUCCUUAUUGACUAGUUGUCUCACGCUGGCAGUAUUGCCAUCUGUUCGGCACCGCCUCCUUAAAUUAUUGUGUGCGGGAGAGAUUGCGUGACCACCAGUGGGUUAUUGUGCCUUUGUUUAAUGGUGUUGCAUGUGGAUAAAAUACAGACUGUGUUAAAAAACAAGCGAAAAGCACAACAGGUGCAUCUAAUGUGAUGUGGACGAAAGACAAGUUGGCCUAGUUGUAGAAAAUGUGGAAACUAUAUAUAUAUAUAUAUAUAUA
Molecule: messenger RNA, 2366 nt
Organism: Cyclopterus lumpus (lumpfish)
Lineage: Eukaryota; Metazoa; Chordata; Actinopteri; Perciformes; Cyclopteridae
Product: guanine nucleotide-binding protein subunit alpha-14-like
Exons: 8
Coding region: 296-1405 (369 amino acids)
Biological process (GO): adenylate cyclase-modulating G protein-coupled receptor signaling pathway; action potential; phospholipase C-activating dopamine receptor signaling pathway
Cellular component (GO): heterotrimeric G-protein complex
Molecular function (GO): G-protein beta/gamma-subunit complex binding; GTPase activity; guanyl nucleotide binding
Source: RefSeq, a predicted model, not a curated record